Tarenaya hassleriana is the source of this 5701-nucleotide messenger RNA. RefSeq lists its product as uncharacterized. The record is from RefSeq and is a predicted model, not a curated record. Gene Ontology annotation, biological process: tRNA methylation. Gene Ontology annotation, molecular function: tRNA (guanine) methyltransferase activity; RNA binding. The coding region runs from base 58 to 5523 and encodes 1821 amino acids. Lineage: Eukaryota; Viridiplantae; Streptophyta; Magnoliopsida; Brassicales; Cleomaceae. The transcript is spliced from 35 exons.
GAGGGGUGAUUCAGAGAGACGAGCCAAAGGGGAAAAAAAAGAAGAAGAUCAACGGCGAUGUCAUCCAAUGUGAUUGCUUCACUGUCGCAGAGCUUUAGACAGGUUCCACCACCAGCUGUUCCUGCCUUUCUGGACUGUCUUUUGAGCUCAACAAGCGUAUCUCCUUCUACCCUCUACGGAUCACUCGUCGAAGACUUUCCCAAUCUCUUAGAGGACUCCAUAAAAGGGGAGAAGAAGUUUGACUCUGAUUGCUGCAACUAUGUCGCAUCAUUGGUGGCUGGGCUAUGUCAUCUACUGGAGAAGUUUGGAUCAGGAAAUGAUCAUAAUGGACUGCAGUUAUUUGUCGGGAGAGUCUUUAUCCCGCUAAUGGGGAUGGUCCGUGCAUAUGAUUCGGAAAUGCUUAACAAGAUUAUACGGUCUUUCUUUGAUGUAGUGAUUAGGACUAAUGCAUGGGAUAUGUUGCAAGCGAAUUUGGUGCAGUUUUUACUGAAAUCAGUUGGUGUUUCUGUUGGUAUGCUUCGACAUGGAGAAUCAGAUAUCAUCAAAUGGGGGGAGUUUCCAGUUACUGAUGGUCCAACUGAUGAAAAUGGCAUUUUAUCACAGUUUUGGUCCUUUCCACUUUCGCUGUCCUGCCAUCUCCUGACUGUGGCAUUUGAGGCUGCUUUUCAAAAUCUUCAAACAGAUUCUACGGCGGAAAAGUUUGCAGCUGAUUUGCUUUGGGAUUUGUGCAACAUGACUGAGCGAUUGUUGUUACUGAGUGCGGAGCAUCGUUCAUGCGCUGUUAGCUUUCUCCUCCCUGCUAUUUUCAAGGCAUUUGCUGCUCAGUGCUCAUUGCAGAUCUCACUUCAUGGAACAAUGUACAUACUUUCAAGGAAUAAUUUCAUCAAUAAAAUUUGGGAAUGCUGCAAAAAGCUUUUCUCGGUUGGAACUUUAGAGAGAAGGGAUGCCUAUAGUGUACUCUCUUUGUAUCUUCCUUCUGUCUGUUACAAGGAAGGAAAUGGGAGUCAUGUCUUAGAAGGAGAAGCUGUAGAAUUUGACUUGAGAUCUGAAAAAGAGUUUUGGGAUGAAAUCAAGAAAGGCUUGGUUGAUGAUGAGAGCUUGGUGAGGAAGCACUCAUUGCAUAUACUGAAAUCUGUUCUAGCCAUAAGUGAAGUGAACCAGGACCAUUCAAGCCAUCCAAAAAAGAAGUCCAAAAGAGAUUCAGCUCCUCGUGGUAUGACGAAGAGGGAGACAUGGGCCAAAAAGGAAGCCAAGUCACUUGGUGUCGGGAAGUUGUUUGGCUCAAUUGACUCUGGGUUGACGAGUCAGCAAGGAUGGGAAGCUUUUCUGCUUCUGUAUGAGAUGCUUGAGGAAUAUGGUACUCAUCUUGUUGAAGCAGCUUGGAGUAACCAGAUUGACUUGCUACUCAAGUCAUCUUUCCCUGGUGAUAGAUCCUUGAACUUCACAAGUGAGGGUUCUCAUCAACGUCACGUAGAGACUCCAGAUGAAGCAACUGGAAUUUCUAAUUGGUUAGAAGUUCUUUGGAAUCGGGGGUUUCGUCAUGAUAAUCCUAUAGUCAGGUGCAUGAUUAUGGAGUCAUUUCUAAAGGUUGAAUGGAGUAGAUAUGGAAGUCUCACGAGAUCAAUGCGCGAAAGCUUUGUUCUUGGUCCAUUCAUGGAGGGUUUGAACGAUCCCAUCCACCACAAAGAUUUUGGCCUUAAAGGAAUCUAUAGCUCAAGGACAAUUGAAGGUGCAGUUCGAUUUGUAUAUGUGUAUACAAGUUGCCUCAACCCAGAGCAUCAGAUGGGUUUUGUAAUCAAUUUGGCAUCUCUUGCAAAAAAGCAAUCUUUUGGUAGGGCUGGGUUAGUGGCUCUUGGGGAAUGUAUUGCUUCUUCAGCUGAUGUAGUUGGAGGAUACAGGAACAUGGAAAUGGAAAGUCCCAAAGAUGAACUUUCCAAGGGGUCCCAAGUUGAAUCUUGUAAUGGGCAUAUAAUUCAAGAUGAUAUAGCACGUUUACUGGAUGUCUUGAGGUUUGUUGCGGAGAGCAGCAAACAACAUUUCAAUCCUAAUUAUCGUGUUCGAGUGUAUCAGAAAAUGUUGGAAGCUGCUGCUUCAGUGGUGAAUCCUUGCAGUGUUCCUCUUGGCAUACUUCUGCAAUUUAUUUCAGCAUUUCCUCGGGAUUUCACUGAUUAUAAUGGUUCCUUACGGAGAGCCAUGCAAGAAUGGCUCUGGGGUUGCGGCAGAAAGCAUUCAAACUACACUAGUGAUGACUCUCGUGUUCUGGAAAGUCUUAAUGGGUAUCUGAAUGGAUUUGUUAGUAAUCGUGUCGAGAGUUUUGAUGAUGAAGACUUGGAUACGUGGGAAGUUCAAACAAAAAAAUGGGCGAGAGUACUUUUCCUCGUAAUCAAUGAUGAAGAAGAUCUUUCCCAUAUCCUGCUGUUCAUUCAAAACCAUGGGGUUAGCAUCUGCAAACAGCAAAACCAACUGGAGUGGUCGCCUGUAAAGUUUCUAAUCCUUAUUUUGGGUAUACUUAUGGAGCUUAAUAUUCUGCAAGAGGGAAUUACUGAGCUCUGUGCUAACGUAGAAGACAAGUCAAACAACGGCUUUAUAGAGAAAGCUGAAGGAUGGAUUAUUGCCAGAGCUCCAAUCAUUCAUGAAAAGUUUGUUGUUGUUUACUUAUCAAUCUUGGAGGACCUGAUAUCUUAUGCAGAUUCAUUAUGUUCAAUAUUCUCGUCUCACAUUGCCAUGGAGAAUGAGAAUCUGCCUGGUUCUGUAAGAGGGAAAUUAGGGGGACCAAGUCAGCGCCGACUGUCUAUUUCCACUACGACUGCUGUCUUGGGAGCUGUAACAUCUGUGAAAGCUAUUGCGUUGAUCUCAUCAUAUUGCAUUCAGUUCAAGAGUGGUGUUCAGCUCAAGUUUGCAUUGGCUUUCUUUUGGAAGUUCUUCCAGCAUACUAUUUCAUCUCAAAAGUGUAAUUCUGAGGUUUCGGCUGAGAUCUGCCUUGCUGCAUUUGAAGCACUAACUCCAGUACUGAACACAUUUGUUUCCUUGUGUUUAGCUGAAGCUUUUAAUCUUUUUGAAAACUACAACACAUUAUUAACUUUGGUAGAUGACAAAACUUGGUUAGAAGUCUUGGUCUCAUCAUUUCUUCAAAACAUUAAUGAUCUUCUUGCAACUGGAUUUUUGGUAAGGACUAGGCGGGCAGUCCUGCUGAACUGGAAGUGGCUUUGUGUGGAGUCUCUUUUAUCACUCAUGCAUUUUGUUCAGACUAGACAUAUUUCAGAGGAUAGGAGAUCGUUAUUCUCAGUUGACACAGUCAAAAGCAUCUUCAAUGAUAUUUUGGAAAGUCUUGAAAAUGCCGGGGAGUGUUCUGUUUUGCCUAUGCUGAGAUCUGUCCGGCUUUCUUUGGAGAUACUUGUCUCUGACAAAUCAGAUUGCAAUGAUUCCUCAUGUGUAGACAUCCAGAUGGUGUGGCGGUUGGUCAAUUCAUGUUGGAUACUGCAUAUCAGCUGCAACAAGAGACGGGUUGCACCCAUUGCUGCUCUCUUGUCAUCUGUCUUGAAUUCUUCUUUGUUUGGCAACAUGGACAUGCACAUAACUAAAGAUGGAUCAGGUCCUCUGAAAUGGUUUGUGGAGAAGGUUCUCGAGGAAGGCCAAAAAAGUCCCCGUACAAUCCGUCUAGCAGCAUUACAUCUAACAGGGCUCUGGCUCUUGUAUCCUAGAACUAUAAAGUACUACAUUAAAGAAUUGAGGCUUCUGACUCUAUACGGUUCUGUUGCAUUUGAUGAGGAUUUUGAAGCUGAAUUAUCUGACAAUAGUGAUGCAAGAACUGAAGUAUCAUUAUUGGCAAAAAGCCCAGACCCUGAGCUGACAGAAGUUUUUAUCAACACGGAGUUAUAUGCACGUGUCUCAAUUGCUGCUCUGUUUCACACACUGGCUGAUUUAGCUGAUACGGUUGAACCAGUCUGUCAUAAUAAAGAUUUCAAGGAUGCGCUUGAGUCUGGAAAAUUGUUUUUGUUGGAGCUUCUUGAUGCCGUGGUUCGUGACAAGGACCUUGCAAAGGAACUUUACAAGAAGUAUAGUGCUAUCCAUAGACGAAAAAUACGUGCUUGGCAGAUGAUAUGUAUUAUGUCACGAUUUGUCAGUGAUGACACCGUUGGCCAAGUUGCAGAGAGCUUGCAUCUAUGCUUAUAUAGAAACAACCUGCCUGCUGUUCGGCAAUACCUAGAAACCUUUGCCAUCAACAUUUACUUGAAAUUUCCAUCACUGGUUGAAGAGCAGUUGGUUCCUAUACUUAAAAAUUACGACAUGAAGCCUCAGGCUCUCUCAUCCUACGUCUUUAUAGCAGCCAAUGUCAUCCUCCAUUCACAGAAAGCAACUCAACAAAAGCAUCUGGAAGAACUACUCCCACCAAUAGUUCCAUUAUUAACCUCACAUCAUCAUAGCUUGCGUGGUUUUACACAGUUAUUAGUACAUCAAGUAUUGUUUAGACUGUUUCCACCUCUACAGUCGGCAUCCUCUCAAUCGUUGCCAUUAGAGAAUCGUUCUUUUGAAAAUUUGAAGUCAUACCUCGACAAGAAUCCUGACUGUGCAAGAUUACGAUCAUCAAUGGAAGGAUAUCUUGGUGCCUAUAAUCCCAGUACUGCUGCCACUCCUUCUGGCGUUUUUGUCAACCGAGUUGAGGAAAAUGACUUCGAAUGUGUUCCAACAUGCCUAAUGGACCAUGUGCUUUCUUUUCUGAAUAAUGUAAGGGAAGAUCUUCGAGUUUCCAUGGCAAAGGACGCAGACAUCAUUAAGACCGAAGGCUUAAAGAUUGAAGAAGAUUCCAACUGUACUGAGAGGAAGUCCACUUCUGCGGAAGAAAGGCUACCUGAACCAUUCACAGACCUUCCCCGGGAUUUCCAGAAAAAGAUUACCCUAUCCAAGCUCGAACAGCAAAAUGCUCGUUCUAGUUCCAUGCUAGCGCAUGAGGAAAGUUAUAAAAAGCUUAUGGAAAUGGAGAAGGAGGAUGAGCUUGUUAGUCAGCUCUUACGGUCUAGAAGCAUGGAAGUUGAACGGUUGAAAGCGGGUCGGCAGAGUUUAAUUGUUGUGGCUUCAUUUCUUGAUCGUAUACCUAAUCUUGCUGGACUAGCCCGUACAUGCGAGGUAUUCAAAGCAUCAGGUCUUGCUGUUGCAGACACAAGCAUAAUUAACGAUAAACAGUUCCAACUGAUAAGCGUGACGGCAGAAAAAUGGGUUCCAAUCAUCGAAGUUCCAGUUAACAGUUUGAAGCUGUAUUUGGAGAGAAAGAAACGAGAAGGGUUCGCAAUCUUGGGAUUGGAGCAGACAGCAAAUAGCAUUCCGCUGGACAAAUAUCAAUUUCCAACCAAGUCGGUGUUGGUGCUGGGGAGAGAAAAGGAGGGGAUACCAGUGGACAUAAUACAUGUAUUAGAUGCUUGUGUCGAGAUUCCACAGCUUGGAGUUGUGAGGUCACUCAAUGUUCACGUCAGUGCUGCCAUUGCCAUCUGGGAAUACACCCGACAGCAACGCUGUCCACCCCCCUAGUUGUCACUUUCUCUUGUCCAAAUGCCCAUACAUAAGAUGGGUGGUUUCUCCAUCGUCAUUCAUCAUUAACUUACAGAUUCAUCUGAUGCCUGUUUGCUAUUUGUACCAUAUUCUGCUCCCUUUCGUUUUGUUUCUUUUUAAUUUAUUGGAACCAAGAAUAAUUGCAUAUUGCUUUUCA